Molecule: messenger RNA, 1565 nt
Organism: Notothenia coriiceps (black rockcod)
Lineage: Eukaryota; Metazoa; Chordata; Actinopteri; Perciformes; Nototheniidae
Gene: cnot7
Product: CCR4-NOT transcription complex, subunit 7
Exons: 7
Coding region: 175-1044 (289 amino acids)
Cellular component (GO): CCR4-NOT complex
Molecular function (GO): poly(A)-specific ribonuclease activity; nucleic acid binding
Source: RefSeq, a predicted model, not a curated record
UCGUGUGGCAGGCACAGCUAUGAUGGCAGCCGUAGGUUGACAUCGAUACAUUACCGAAUAUAAAGUAUUUAAAAGUUAGCGCAAAACCCCUUACACAAUAACAUAGACAUAUUAACAGUUUGCAGAUAGCACACACUUAAACACACACCCGCCCGGUUCGGGGAACGUGGCACUAUGCCCGCUGCCACUGUGGAUCACAGUCAAAGAAUAUGUGAGGUUUGGGCAAAUAACCUGGAGGAGGAGCUGAAGAGGAUCCGACAUGUCAUCCGAAAAUACAACUACAUUGCUAUGGACACAGAGUUUCCAGGUGUAGUAGCCAGGCCGAUCGGAGAGUUCAGGAGCAACGCCGACUAUCAGUACCAGCUACUGCGCUGCAAUGUAGAUCUGCUCAAGAUAAUCCAGCUGGGCCUCACGUUUAUGAAUGAACAAGGGGAAUACCCUCCGGGAACAUCGACAUGGCAGUUCAAUUUUAAGUUUAACCUCAUAGAAGAUAUGUAUGCACAGGACUCCAUCGAGCUCCUGACCACUUCAGGGAUUCAGUUCAAGAAGCACGAGGACGAAGGCAUCGAGGCGCUUUACUUUGCAGAGCUGAUGAUGACGUCAGGUGUGGUGCUCUGUGACGGGGUCAAGUGGCUGUCUUUCCACAGGUACUCUAGUGGCUAUGACUUUGGAUACCUGAUCAAGAUUCUGUCCAACGCUAACCUGCCUGAGGAGGAGGUGGACUUCUUUGAGAUUCUGCGCCUGUACUUCCCCGUCAUUUACGAUGUCAAGUACCUCAUGAAGAGUUGUAAAAACCUGAAGGGCGGGCUGCAGGAAGUGGCUGAGCAGCUGGAGCUGGAGAGGAUCGGACCGCAGCACCAGGCCGGCUCCGACUCCUUACUCACAGGCAUGGCUUUCUUCAAGAUGAGAGAGAUGUUCUUCGAGGAUCAUAUCGACGAUGCAAAGUACUGCGGCCACCUGUACGGGCUGGGCUCCGGCUCCACCUACGUCCAGAACGGGACGGGGAAUGCUUACGAAGAGGAGGCCAACAAACAGCAGUCGUGACACCCGCCCCUCGCCCCGCGGUCCACAUGCACCAUCAGUGUGACCCCAACCGGACGAUUAUCAACAUAUUGGAAUAACAAAAAAAGCUCUCGCAUCAUUUAGCAAGCUGCUUCUCAUAGGCUCUGCUCACCUUAGAUACUUUAAGGAAAGUCACAGCUGUCCUCACACAUGCUAGCUUCGUGUGUGUGACUUUUAUUCCUUAGAAUCGGUGUACACGUUCUGGUGGAGUUUAGAAUAUUUAAGAGGAUGGGAUUUUAGUUUUCCUAAAAAAAAACGUUCUGUAGAAAUGUUUUGCACUUUAAAAGCUCUAACCUGAUUUUAUAUGGAAAGCUGAAAAAUGUUUCUGGUGUCUCUCUCCUCUUUGUUGCCUUUUCUACGUUCCCGUUUGACACACAAACCUUUAGUCUCACAACAACCUCGCUCAGCCUUAAAAUGAGCUGCUUAUAUUUUAAACUUGAAUUUAUUGUGCCCUCUGUCAUUGGAGCUUUGUAUGAUAAUGAUAAAGGGAGUCAGUGUGUUUA